Messenger RNA from Tremella mesenterica DSM 1558, 837 nucleotides. RefSeq lists its product as uncharacterized. Gene Ontology annotation, biological process: lipid metabolic process. NCBI's taxonomy places the organism in Eukaryota, Fungi, Basidiomycota, Tremellomycetes, Tremellales, Tremellaceae. The transcript has 5 exons. The annotation marks the transcript as partial. The record is from RefSeq and is a predicted model, not a curated record. Gene Ontology annotation, molecular function: phosphoric diester hydrolase activity.
GCUACGAUCUGUAACGGACAUUCAGAAUUGUGUGAUCGGUUGUAUUCAAAUGUCACCUUUUUAGGAGCUCAUGAUUCAUAUGCUGUGGGUAGCAGCAUUGCGGAUAAUCAAUCGAAGAAUGUCACUGAGCAGCUGGAUGACGGUAUAAGAACUUUACAGAUACAAACACAUAACGCCACGGAUGGCAUUCACCUCUGUCACACAUCCUGCGACCUCCUAGAUGGAGGAACAUUGGAAAAUUAUCUCUCAAGCGUCGCUUCUUGGGUAGCCGCUAAUCCCAAUGACGUGAUAACCCUUGUCAUCGUCAAUAUCGACGAUCUUCCACCCACUUCCUUCACUUCCGCUUUCACCUCCUCCGGCUUACAACGAUACACCUACUCCCCUUCGGCCGCGGAGAUCAGUCUGAGAGAUUGGCCUUCCCUCGGGACAUUGAUCGAUAGUGGAAAGACGGUGGUGGUUUUCAUGGAUCAAGAAGCGGAUUUCACUUCCGUCCCAUGGAUCAUUGAUGAGUUUUCAAAUAUCUUUGAGGACGCUUUUGAUGUCACCGAACAAUCCUUCGCUUGCGCUGUCAACCGUACCGCCGGGUCUCCCUCUUCUCAGAUGAUGCUCAUCAACCAUUUCCUUGAUUCCGUUUACAACUUUGGCGGCGCUUCAUUCUUCGUCCCAAACCGAGCUUUGGUCAACGAGACAAAUUCCGCCACGGGAGUAGGAUCCAUUGGCUCUCACGUUGACAAUUGUCUUCAAGUAUGGGGAAGAAAUCCUAAUCACAUUUUACUCGAUUUCUACGAUUCGAACGGUAUUGUCCCUUUCAACCUUGUGGCAAGUCUCAAUGGAGUU